AUGCCCCGCCCCCUCCGCGUUGCCUCCGCCCAAGUCGGCCACAUCGACCUUACAACACCGCGCUCCUCCAUCCUCUCCCGCCUCAUCUCCCUCCUCGACCAAGCAGCAGCCCAAUCCGUCCAACUCGUCGUUUUCCCCGAAACGACAUUCACGACAUUCUUUCCAAGGUAUUUUUUGGGCGAGGCGGAGUUGGGGAGUUAUUAUGAGAGGGAUGGGUUUCUUGAAGGCGGUGAGAACAAUGUGUUGAGGACAUUUGUGUGCCAUGCGGGCAAGUUGGGGCUCGAUGUCGUCGUGGGUUACGCGGAGAGCACGCCCGACAUCGAGGCGUUGCGGAAAGGCUUAUACACCCCUUCCUCUGCGCCACUGCCUCCAGUCCUCUCGAAAUACCGCAAAGUCCACCUGCCCGGAACCUACGAGCCUUUCAGCACGGACCCGAAGACUACGAAUCAGUUAGAGAAGCGGUAUUUCAGGCCUGGGGACUUGGGGUUCGAGGCGUUCAGGGCGCCGGGGUUGAAGGCUAAGUGGCCACCAGCACAGAGUCCGAUUGUUGGGAUGUUGAUCUGUAAUGAUAGGAGGUGGGCGGAGGGGUGGAGGUGUUAUGGAUUGCAGGGGGUGGAGAUUAUGUGUAUUGGAUAUAAUACGACGGCAUGGGCGCCCGAGCUGUGGGGUUCGUCGCCGGAUUUGACGAGGGAGCAGGCUAGGGAAGAUGCGAUGUUCCACCAUAAAUUGGUCGUUCAGGCGAAUGCGUACACGAAUUCUACAUUCUGCAUAACCUCCGCCCGCACCGGUCUCGACGACAACCACUUCGAGCUCAUCUCCGGCUCCAUGAUCGUUUCUCCCCAGGGCCGCAUCCUCGCCGAAAACAAAACCUCCUCCGACGAACUGAUCGUUGCUGAUGUUGAUCUGGACGAGUGUAAGCCGGGCAAGGCGAAGACGUUUUGUUUUGAGAGGCAUAGGAGGGUGGAGUGUUAUGGGAGGAUUGUGGGGCAGAGGGGGGUGGUGGAGCCUCCGGAGGAGGCGUGA
Messenger RNA from Stereum hirsutum FP-91666 SS1, 1023 nucleotides. RefSeq names its product N-carbamoyl-D-amino acid hydrolase. The transcript is spliced from 7 exons. The coding region runs from base 1 to 1023 and encodes 340 amino acids. Gene Ontology annotation, molecular function: hydrolase activity, acting on carbon-nitrogen (but not peptide) bonds, in linear amides. Lineage: Eukaryota; Fungi; Basidiomycota; Agaricomycetes; Russulales; Stereaceae. The record is from RefSeq and is a predicted model, not a curated record.